This is a messenger RNA of Cyprinodon tularosa, 8010 nucleotides long. RefSeq names its product SH3 and PX domains 2Aa (gene sh3pxd2aa). Gene Ontology annotation, biological process: superoxide anion generation. Gene Ontology annotation, cellular component: cytoplasm. Gene Ontology annotation, molecular function: superoxide-generating NADPH oxidase activator activity; protein binding; phosphatidylinositol binding. The coding region runs from base 447 to 3986 and encodes 1179 amino acids. The transcript is spliced from 16 exons. NCBI's taxonomy places the organism in Eukaryota, Metazoa, Chordata, Actinopteri, Cyprinodontiformes, Cyprinodontidae. The record is from RefSeq and is a predicted model, not a curated record.
CAGUGGCUCGUGUCUCCGGCCAGAAAGCAGCAGCUGACAGAGAGCUCGGUGAUCAGGCAGGAACAUGCCGCUGGGCUCCUCCGGAUGUUUGGAUCCUCCUGCUGCGGGUUCGCUGACAGGAGAACUUCUGGCGCCCUGAAGGAAGACAGAUGAAUGAGUCAGGAUUAGGCUGCAGCUCGGUCACCAUCCGCCUAUUCCUCUGGGUGUUUUCUUCCCUGGAUCCAGCCUUCCUGGAUCUACCGUUGAGGAUCCAGGUCUGCAGACCGAGGGAGGGCUGCAGACACAAAGAGGCUCACCUCUAACCCCCCCCCCCCCCUCAGUCUGUCUGCUCAUAUAUCCCACCAUUGAGAAGUUUCAGUCCAUUUCCUCUGGUUGCAUCGGAAAAGCUGGGAUGCUGUGAUUAGUUUUCAUUCUGAGGAGGAAGCAGAUCCAUCCGGAGCGUCUUCAUGCAAAGCCUGUGCAGGAUCAAGAUGCAAUUCCGGACGGUGCUGGACGUGAAAGUUGUGGACGUGGAGAAGAGGCGGAAUCCGUCCAAGCACUACGUGUAUGUCAUCAAUGUCACCUACUCUGACAACACGUCUCACAUCAUCUACCGAAGAUACAGCAAAUUCUUCGACCUGCAGAUGCAGCUACUUGACAAGUUCCCAAUCGAGGGAGGGCAAAAAGAUCCGAAGAAGAGGAUCAUCCCAUUUCUCCCAGGCAAAAUCCUGUUCCGGAGGAGUCAUGUGCGAGACGUGGCCAUGAAGCGGCUGCGUUUCAUCGAUGACUACUGCAGGGCUCUGGUGAGACUCCCUCCUCACAUCUCUCAGAGCGAGGAGGUGCUUCACUUCUUCGAGACAAAAGCCGAGGACAUCAACCCCCCAGUGGAGGACUAUGGCUCCAAGCGCAAGUCCGUGUGGAUGUACGGCUUUACAGACAGCCCGAGGAAAGAGGCCUCAGGGAUUGACGGCUCAGAGCCCAUGGUGCUGGAGCAGUACGUGGCCGUGGCCAACUACGAGAGGCAAGAGAACUCUGAGAUCAACCUCAAGGCCGGCGAGACUGUGGACGUGAUUGAGAAGAGCGAAAGUGGUUGGUGGUUCGUCAGCACAUCUGAGCAGCAGGGAUGGGUCCCGGCCACAUACCUCGACUCCCAAAAUGGGACCAGAGACGAUUCAGAUCUGGCCACCUCCAGGACCGGAGAAGUCACUAAGAGAAGGAAGGCUCAUCUGAAGAGGCUGGACCGCCGCUGGACCCUCGGUGGUAUCGUUAACCGCCAGCAGAGCAGAGAGGAGAAAUAUUUGACUGUCCAGCCGUACACCAGCCAGGGGGCGGAUGAAGUGAGCUUUGAGAAAGGGGUCACCGUGGAGGUAAUCCAGAAGAACCUGGAGGGCUGGUGGUACAUCAGAUAUUUAGGGAAAGAAGGAUGGGCCCCAGCUUCCUACUUAAAGAAACUAAAAGAUGACUUCUCGCCUCGCAAAAAGACCCUGACAGGCCCCGUGGAGAUCAUCGGAAACAUCAUGGAGAUCAGCAACCUGCUGCAGAAAAAGUCGGUCAGCGAGAAGGACAUCCAGACAGACGCGGAAGGAGGCACCACGCUGGAACGCCACAUCAACAAGAGCGAGAUCAGCCUGCCCAUGCCCUACAACUCCGAAAUCAAUGCUGAGACGGGCAGGAGGCUCAGCGCCGGCCGGGACACCAACAGCCCCUGCCUGGGGAUAGCCGCCAGUUCUGCUCUCAGUGAGAAUAAAGCCAGAGGAGAACCCGGGUCCCCAGCUGUAGCACGAGUGGCUCCACACAGAGUGGAGAUAGGCUUCGAAGCUGUAGGGUCUCCAAAUCUGAGGCAGAAACCUCCUCCGAGAAGAGAAGCCAACCUGGGCCUUCAGUUACCCAAGCCACCAGAGCCCCCUGCUGUGGAAGCGGAGUAUUACACCAUAGCAGAUUUCCAGUCCUCCAUCUCUGAUGGCAUCAGUUUCCGUGGAGGACAAAAGGCUGAUGUUAUAGAGAAGAACCCAGGAGGUUGGUGGUAUGUGCAGAUUGGGGAGAUGGAGGGCUGGGCCCCCUGCUCAUACAUCGACAAGCGCAAGAAGCCCAACCUCAGCAGACGGAGCAGCACUCUGACUCGACCCAAGGUUCCCCCGCCAGCUCCUCCGGUGAAAAAACAGGACUCUGAGGAGGCUCCUCAACAUCAAAAUCCUGUCAUUAAAGCCCCAGAGCAGCAAGGCAGACAAGUGUUUGAGGAACCGGAAUACGAUAUCCCUGCAGUCGGAUGUGAGGGCGAAUCUGACGCUGAGUUUCUGAAGAACGAGCGCUCUCAAGAGCUGAAAACCAACAAUGCGGUCACCGAAAAGUACCAUAGCUCCCCUCCUUCAAGUAAAGCUCCGGCUCCAGUAUGUAAAGCAUCCCCGGUUUUCGCUCAUCGGAGAACCUCGUUCAGGUCUGUGGAGGAGGUCAGUAAAGAGGAAUGUAUCUAUGAAAACGACGGCUUCAGGCUGAACAGUGGGAGUGAAGGAACCAGAGUUAAAGGCUCCAGCGAACCCAGUUCCCCUCGGAGCUACCAUUCCUCAACAGUCCCACGGAAACCCUCUGGAUCUUCCCCUUUAGCUGGUUUAUCCAGGAAAACCGUCACCCCAGUGAUGAGCAGAAGAAGCCAGACUCUAGGCAGACAUGUAGACAUGCGGUCUCAGGACAGCAGCCCUCACUCUUCAUCCGACGAACAGGGUAGAGGAAUAAAGAAUAGUCCUGCCCUAAAACGAGAUGUGGAAACAAGAAUUGGCCAAAGCCCGUCCACCAGACCCAAGCCCUCUGUCAGACCUAAGCCCCUCCUGACCAAGUCAGAACCCCAGAGUCCUGAGAGAAUGGACAUCAGCUCUCUGAGACGGCAGCUAAGGCCUGCCAGUCAGUAUCAGCACAGCCUCAAACCGACCCGUGGAGACGACUCGGAAACAGCCUCUGUCAUCUCCUCAGAGGGCUCCAUGUGUUCCCGCAGUACGUCUGAUCUGUCCUCUGUAUACUCUAAAGGGAGCCGAGGUGACUCAGACAUGGAAGGCCCAGCUGUGUACCGCUCUGUAGAUGUUUACAAGAAGGUCCAGGACUCUGAGAUCAGCUUUCCAGCCGGGGUGGAGGUGGAGGUUCUGGAGAAGCAGGAGAGUGGGUGGUGGUACGUCCGCUGGGGCUCAGAGGAGGGCUGGGCUCCCUCCUACUACCUUGAACCUGUCAAGAAGAUGGCUGAUGUCAGCAUGUUGGAUUCGAACGGAAAGAGAAACGGGGGCAAAAAGUCCAAUAGCCUGGAGAAGAAUGAGCAGCAUGUUCUGGCUCUGAACAACAUCAACAUUCAGGGUCUAACCCAGCAGCACCAAGGUCUGAGAGGGAAUUCUCCACCAAUUCCUUCAAAGCCCCCAGGAGGGUUCUCUAAGCCCUCUGGAUUGGUAAACGGAGGUGUACGGAUGAGGAACGGCGUACGGCAGGUGGCGGUGAGACCCCAGUCCGUUUUUGUGACCACAUCACAGACGUCUAAGGAUUCCCACUACAUGACCGGUUCCUUGAGAAGAAACGAGUCCCUCGGCAGAAGCGACCACUACAGCUCCGGUUCAGCAACUCUUGGAGUUCGCAGGAAUGCCUCUUUCAGUACCGUCCGUCCACACGUCGUUGUCGAGAGCCAGACGAGGCCCGUUGAGCGCUCCGGACUGGGCUGCUCAGGAAGCGCCUUCAGCACCAACAACGUCCCGGACGCCCUGAGCAGAGUCAGCCAGCGCAACGGGAUCCCCGUGUCCACCGUCCGCCCAAAGCCCAUCGAGAAGAGCCAGCUCAUCCACAACAACCUCGGCAGGGACGUGUACGUGUCCAUCGCAGACUACCGUGGCGACGAGGAGACGAUGGGUUUCACUGAAGGAACAUAUCUGGAGGUGUUGGAGAGAAACCCCAAUGGAUGGUGGUACUGCCAGGUACAGGACAGCCUGCUGCCCCGCAAGGGCUGGGUCCCGUCUAACUACCUGGAGCGGAAAAAAUAGAACCAGGAGCUUCACUACAGCUGAUGUCCUCAUUAAGCCAGGGGCGGAGAGUCCCUACGAAUGUUAACCACAAUCCCCCUGAAGCAAUAUGUCCUUGAUAAUGUACUUAUGAAAAGGAGGAGAAGGAGAUGGAAGGGAUGUUUUUUAGUGUUGGUUUACAGAUAAGUUUUCAGAGAAUGAGAGAAACUAGACCUAAAACUUGAAGACCUUUGAGGCAGCAAGGCUGUGGAGGACAUUGAUGUACCGAGGAAGAGCGAAACCUCUUAAAGCCAAGCAGGAUACUGGCUCGCUGAUAACAAUGGCCAAUAAGUGCCUUUUGUGUUUGACCACCCGGCGGCAGAAAUUUGAAUCAACCAAAUCUUUUUUUUUUUUUUUUCAAUGAGUGCCAUAGUCCUGCGAACACCACCAAGAGUAUUACCAUUAGCUAUUGAGAGAUCCGUUAUUGAGUCCAAACAGUUUCUGUCCAGAAUCCAAUAACUGGCCUAAUGAACCAAAUGAAGAACAUUAAUUCAUUAAGGAGAUUUUGUUUUUUCAUGAAUGCCUCUGUUAUAUUGUUGCGUUUGAUGCAAGUCUUCCUCUGAGAAUUAUUUCUGCCGUCUUGAAACAUCUGAUUGAAGUUCAAGCUAACUCUGAACAAACAAAAAGGGUUGAAAAAAUGUUUAUGUUUGCACAAAUUGGCACAAAGCGAUGAAUACAUUCCUCAAAGAUGUGAUGAUCUUCAGAUAUAUACUAUAUAUAAAAGCUUUUUCCUUUAAGACCAAAAACCCAUUGCAAAAUAAUUACUUUAAAAAGAGUUUUAGCUCCAGGAUAUUUUGGUUUCUGAUUGUAUUUUUGUUUUUAUGUGCAUAAAAUAAAGCUGCUGUUGGUGCAAAAUGUCAAAUAAAUGCUGGAAGUGAGAAAUAAAAAUAUCCCAGGGACACACUAAAAUGUGAACACACCAAAGAGGAGCUUCUUUUCAUUGGGAAAAAACAUAUUUUUCUGUAUUAUCUAUUAUUUAUGGAUUAAAUUGGAACGCAUUGAGUAUUAAAAUAAGGACACUUUUACUUUGUUCCUGGAAUUGACUUGAGCUGUUUUCACAAAAUUAUAAAACCAAGGAAACAUUAUAUCAAGAUAUUUAAUAUUGGUUUCUCUUACAUUUAUAUUAGUUUAGACGCUUUUAUUCAGUAAAGUUUCUUAAUCUCCUUAAAUAAAACUUAGCAAUUAUGGAAAAACACAUCAUAUGAAUAUCCCACCACCAGAGUUAUUAUUGAACUUACAGAUUUAUUGACUGAUGUUCAAGACUGCUGAAAUACAUUUUCUAACACACCCUUUAGGCUACAUGUGUGUUUUAUUUUAUUUAUGUUUCUGCUGGACAGUAUCAUAAUCCUUAACAAAGUACAUUAACUGCUCAAAGUUUAUUUCAACAAAACCAUACCAUUAUUCUUUGCUCUGUGAUCACACAACGUCAAUAAUGAAGAAUGAAGUUGUUCUGUUUUGUGAAAUUAAUGCACUUUAAAACAUUUUUUUAUGGUGCAUUAAUGUAAAGAUGCAGUAAGUACUCAGCAUAUUAUUUAUUACAUAUUUUUUGUUUAAGUAUUUAAAUAUUUCAGCUCCAAUGCUGCGUCAGCUGUUUUGGUACAAUUGGUGAAACAGAGACCUCUUGUGGAGGCUGUGAGGUACUACAUCAUUUGCUACCUCAGUGCAAAAAUAAAAUGCACUGCUGGUCAGUGAGUAUCUCCAAGAAAUCUUUAUUGUUCCUUUUAAUCAAAGUGCAGCUAAAUUUACUUGAUUAAUUUGUUACUAUUUAAUUUCUCUUAUCGGGCACUAAUUUAUUUUCAUUUAUUUAUGCUGUGGCCUGCAACUUUAGCAAAUCACGAGCACUUCUUUCAGCUUUAUUGGUCUUUACAUAAUGCCUGAUUUAAAGCAUAUUUAUUAUGAGAUUUAGAUUUUUUUUUUUUUCUUGCAUGAUUUGACAGUCAGCAUAUUCACUUUGUUAAAGGAUCUUCCCAUCAGAAUGAUCUGACUCUCUGCCUCAUUCAGAGUUUAAUACUAUAUCGCAAGGGAUGGUGUAAUGGAAACAAAGAAUUAUGGAUGGAUGGAAUUGGAGUUUGGUUUUGUAGGAAUAAGGGAACUUUUCCUCCCUGCUUUGCUGAUCUUUUAACCUCCAGCCUUCAUGAGUUACCAUUAUAGUUAAAAGUACAAGAUCCUGAUAUCAAGGCACUGAAAUUAGGUUCCUUCAAGCAAGGAUUCAAAAUGAAAUGGACUUGGUUUCCAGUGUAAAGGAUCUUUUUUAUUGUCACCCUUUACAACCAUCUUUAUAGGGCUUUAAUGUGAAAAGUCAACACUGAGUAAAGCAUAACUGCUACGUGGAAGGAGGUGUAGGCUUUGCACACUAUGUAAUAGAAGCGAUUAGAACUCUAUGCUGAGGGCCUCUGGCUAUCUGCUGCCCUUACCUUUCAUCCUAACAAGCAACCAAUCAUUAACGGCUUCUAGUGCCAUGAAACCCUAAAAUUAAUAACCAGAAAGGUGUUAAACACAUUUUAUUGCAGUUACUGUAAAAAAUAUGGAAAAUUGUUUUUCUUUCCAAAUGAGCUCAGUCUAACUGGACAUUGACUCGGCCAUUUUAGUACCUGUAUGGGCUUUGAUUGUAGCUCCAGUCUUAAUAUUAAGGGUUGUUGGAAGAGGAACCGUUGCCCUAAUUUGACAGAUUUUACCCAUAAUUGGAUUUCCACUUAUUGCCCCUCUGAUUGGGUUAUAGAUUAGAUCAUGUUUUGGAUUUUUGUGUUGAAACUUCUAUUUCUACUGCAUCCUGCUAUCAGAUUCUCCCACCUGAGCCUUGAAUCUCUGCAGCUCUCGACCAUCAGUGCUCUUCUUACUCACCAUCUCCACUUAGAGGGAAUUUUAGACCAGGGCUCUGCAAAGAGCCAUUUGGUCACAAGUCCAGCUAAAUAAAAGUUGUUUAGAGCUGCAAAAAUGACAUGACCUUUUCAUGAAACUCAACUUAUUUUCCUUUGCAGAAAAGUUGUUAAAUUUCACAACAGACAGCAGUUUAUUUUCAUUUCUUAGUUUUUAAAUCAGUAAGAAUAAAGUAGAAACACAUAUUUUAUUCGACAGGAUUAUUUAAUGUCCAAAAAAAAGAACAAAAAAAAAACAACAACACAUAAUUUCCAAGGUAAUUACAAGACAAAUAGACUUGAAAACAUAUUCGGUUGUAAAAAUUCCCUUCAGAUGUUCUCAAAACUUCUAAGGUAUAUGUUAUUAUACUAUUUUGAAAGCUAUUAGGCUCCCAUAGAGCCACUUGUGGCUCAACAGCUCCAGGUUACAGAUGAUGGUUUGACCGGAGGUUGUUCUGGAGCCUAAUGCCGCCCUGCUCAUUGAUCUUCAUGAUCCUGUUUUUUCUCUACAAUCAUAACAAACCAGAAUCAGAACAGCUGCUUACUCAACUUAAACGUCUCUGAUGUGGAUCCUGAGCUUCUAAAAGUUCUACAUUCAUGCUCUACUUAGUGUUGGCCUUUUUACAUGAACCCAUAUGCCUCCCAAAAGCAUCAAGGUUUGGAUGAUGACAAACUGUAAAAAAAAAAAAGAAAUAUAUGGGUUUUACCUUUUUGAUCUAAACCAUGAUAGGCUGGGAUUAAUUUGGACUUUAAGGGAAAAUAAACAUCCAGAUUUGAUUUAGCCUUUUAACUGAAACCACAGUGAAGAUGCUGAUUGGUCCAUUUAAGACGAAGGCAUUAUGUAACGUGUUGAAUCACUCGAGCUCAUUUUUACGUCAGCAUAUCGCUUUGUUUGAUCGCUUUGAACCUUUUGUUUAAAGGGAAUAUUUCUCUACCAAAUCUUCAAUUGUUUGUGCAGCAUUUAUCUACGCUUUAAAUUUCUCCCCUGUUUCUUUCUUUUUUCUUUUUUUGUAUUUGUCAAAAGUUGAAAUGUAACCCGUGAGGAUAUGUGCAAUAGACAGAACAGUGCUGCAGAUGUCUGCUGUGGACUGAUGUCCUGGAUCUGACCGCCGGUGCUGAGCUUGUCUGAAAUAAAAACACAUCGGACCAAA